This is a messenger RNA of Schistocerca serialis cubense, 585 nucleotides long. RefSeq names its product homeobox protein Hox-A13-like. The record is from RefSeq and is a predicted model, not a curated record. The coding region runs from base 1 to 585 and encodes 194 amino acids. NCBI's taxonomy places the organism in Eukaryota, Metazoa, Arthropoda, Insecta, Orthoptera, Acrididae. The transcript has 2 exons.
AUGGUCCCGCCGGAAAGCGAGAGUGCGCGCAGCUGUGCGCAGGCGGCGGCGGCGGCGGCGGCGGCGUCGGCAGGUGGCGGCGGCAGUAGGCGCAGCGCAGAGGCGCCGAGCGGAGCGGAGCAGCGCUGGCCGCCACAGCCGGGUGCCGACGCCGCCGCCGCCGCCGGCGCGACCCUGACGCUCUACUACGUCGUGCUACCCGGGUCGCGCCUGCCCUCGGCGCCGCCUCCGCCGCUCCUAAUGGACGCCGCCGCCGUAGCCGCGGCCGGCGUGCAGCCGGGCGCCGUCGUCGUGGCGGGCAGCAGCAGCCGCAGCGCCUCCUCCGCCGCCUCCACCACCUCCGGCGCCGCCGCCACCAACGGCAGCAGCAGCAGCAGCAGCAGCAGCGUGGGCGGCGGGGGCGGCGACCCGCCCAGCCCGCCGGCAGCCAGCGCGCCCGCCGCUGCCUUCACGAGGUACGCUGGCGUCCUCUGCCCGCCGACCGCUGGGCCGCGCCGCGCCUCCGAGACGCCGCGCUCGCCGACCUCAUCUUCCCUUCCCCCUGCAACCUUUCCCUUUCCAGAAUCCCUGCACAUAAAGAUAUAA